UGUGCUGACCUGGAAUCUAGGUUCUGGGCUUAGAAGUUCCCAAGUUCCUUUGGAAAAGAACUACUCCGCCUCCUGGCAAUUGUGCUGUCUCUCCUCUGCGGCCAUGCUCUCCGCUUAGAAUAUGCAGGAGCGCAGCCACGCCUCUGGCAGCUGGGAUCCAAAGCCUUGCUUGAAGAUGGAGAGAUAGGGCCAGCCGCUGCUGGAGUGCCCCAGGAAGCCCCCGCCCUCCGUGGACAGCCCAGCGCGAGCGCCUGUCUCGGGCCCCAUGGAUCGGGGCAGAGACUCCGAGAUGGAGCUGGAUGGGGACAAGGCUGUGAGCCACAGCUGCUGUGUCUGCGGCAAGAGCUUCCCCUUCCAGAGCUCCCUGUCGCAGCACAUGCGCAAGCACACGGGCGAGAAGCCCUACAAGUGCCCCUACUGCGAUCACAGGGCCUCCCAGAAGGGCAACCUCAAGAUCCACAUCCGAAGUCACCGCACGGGGACCCUGGUGCAGAGCCACGAGGUCGAGGCUAGCGAGGCCCCGCUGGACGAGCUGCGCACAUCCGGGGGCCUGGACAUGUGCGCCAGCCCCGCCAAGACCCUGUCGGCCUGCAACCAGAUCCUGAACGGGGCGUUGCCGGGCGACAGCGGCAAGAUCCUGCUGCGCAGCGGCCGCAAGGAGACGGACACGGUGGGGGGCGGCGAGGGCACCCCCUUCUGCAAGGGUGCCCCGGAGCGCAAGCGCGGCCCCGAUCUUCCCGCCCCGCAGGCCCCGCGGCCCUUCAAGUGCCGGCUGUGCAGCUACGUGACGCUGCGCGAGGACUCGCUGCUCAGCCACGUGGAGAAGGACCACAUCACGGCGCAGGCGCCCAGUGGCGGGGGCGCGGACACGGCCGCCGAGAACGGGCGGAGCGAGCCGCCGGCCGGCGAGUUCCCGUGCGAGGUGUGCGGCCAGGCCUUCAGCCAGACCUGGUUCCUGAAGGCGCACAUGAAGAAGCACCGCGGCUCCUUCGACCACGGCUGCCACAUCUGCGGGCGCCGCUUCAAGGAGCCCUGGUUUCUCAAGAACCACCUGAAGGCGCACGGCCCCAAGGCCGCGGGCAAGAACCGGCCGCGCAGCGAGAUGGACCCCAUCGCCACCAUCAACAACGUGGUGCAGGAGGAGACCAUCGUUAGCGGCCUGUCCCUCUACGAGGUCUGCCCCAAGUGUGGCAACCUCUUCACCAACCUGGCAAGCCUGAGCGCGCACAACGCCGUCCACCAGCGCACGGAGGACGGGGCCGAGCCGGGCCCGGUGGACGCGCAGCAGCGCUUCCUGCACAGCCUCAGCCUGCGGCCCGCCGGGCGCCCCGAGGCGCGGACGGUCGGGCGCCGCGUGGCCGAGCUGGACCCGGUCAGCAGCUACCAGCUGUGGGCCUUGUUUCUGGUGCUGCGGUGGCUGCUGCUUCUGCCCGAUGUGCCCCCUCCGCCCAUGUCCUCACCGCUCCUGAAACACAAGAGCAACGUCUGGGUGAAGUGUGCGUACCGGGUGCUUCCCAGGCCUGGCAAGCCGGCCGAGAAGCAGAGGGCGCCCAGCCCGACCCCCGCGCCCAAGCAGAGUGGCCUGGACUCCGCAAAAGCCAAACUCGGCUCCCCGCCACCGUGCCAGCCUCCCGGGAAAGGCGACGGGGCGCAGCCUCUACCUCCCCGAGAGACCCUCUCCAAGGCCACCCCAGAGCCCAGGAUGCUGGGCGGUGUCUCCGGGGCCAGGUCCAGCCCAGCGCUGCAGGCCUCGCCCUCGACCAAGCAGGAGCCAGCCGAAGAGGGCCCCCCGGGGAAGCACCUGGACAUCGUCAGCAUCUUCAAAACCUUCAUUCCAAAGGACCUGGCCACCCUGUACCAGAGCUGGGGCUCCAGCGGCCCUGCCCUGGAGCACCGAGGGACACUCCGCCUGCAGGCCUGCCAGGGAGACCUCCAGUGUGCUCAGUGCGGGAAGCACUUCACCCAGCCCAGCCACCUCAGGGCCCACGCGAGGGCGCACGCAGGGGAGAGUCCAUCCUAAGGCAGAGCCCGUCGAAUCAGUGCCUCUCAG
Molecule: messenger RNA, 2050 nt
Organism: Echinops telfairi (small Madagascar hedgehog)
Lineage: Eukaryota; Metazoa; Chordata; Mammalia; Afrosoricida; Tenrecidae
Gene: ZNF516
Product: zinc finger protein 516
Exons: 6
Coding region: 266-2020 (584 amino acids)
Biological process (GO): regulation of DNA-templated transcription
Cellular component (GO): nucleus
Molecular function (GO): DNA-binding transcription factor activity, RNA polymerase II-specific; RNA polymerase II cis-regulatory region sequence-specific DNA binding
Source: RefSeq, a predicted model, not a curated record